This is a messenger RNA of Brassica oleracea var. oleracea, 1119 nucleotides long. RefSeq names its product suppressor of disruption of TFIIS-like. The transcript is spliced from 7 exons. Bases 129 to 923 code for a protein of 264 amino acids. NCBI's taxonomy places the organism in Eukaryota, Viridiplantae, Streptophyta, Magnoliopsida, Brassicales, Brassicaceae. The record is from RefSeq and is a predicted model, not a curated record.
UCUCUUCUUCUCUUCAUCAAAUAUCUUUUUUUCUUCAUCAUCAUUUCUCACACAUCUAUUGUUUUAUCUCUUCUUUUGUUUAAAGUAACUUAGUCUAAAUCACGAGAUAUUGCAGUUUCCUGAAAAAAAUGGAAUUUGUGAAUAGCUCUACACCAAGAUAUGACUGUCUCCUCUUUGAUUUGGAUGAUACUCUUUAUCCUUUAAGCUCUGGUUUAUCACAAGCAUGCGCCAACAACAUCAUAGAAUUCAUGGUUGAGAAGCUUGGAAUAGAUGAAGAGGGAAUAGAUGAAGAGGGAGUCGUUGAACUAAACCAAAUUCUCUAUAAGAAAUAUGGAACUUCAAUGGCUGGUCUAAAGGCUGUAGGUUAUGAAUUCGACAACGAUGAGUACCACAGUUUUGUUCAUGGAAGAUUACCUUAUGAAAACCUUAAACCGGACCCGGUUCUAAGAAAUCUCCUCCUCACUCUACCUUUGCGAAAAUUGGUUUUCUCGAACGGAGAUGAAGUUCAUGUGACCAAGGCGCUAAAGAGGCUCGUGAUCGAAGAUUGUUUUGAGAGAAUCAUAAGUUUCGAGACCUUAAACCCUAAGAUCAACGAGACUUUAGAUUACCUUCCUGAGAUCCCGGUUAUCUGUAAACCAGCAGAGAGUGCAUUCGAGAAAGCCUUCGACAUUGCACAGCUCAAUCCUCACACAACCUUGUUCUUCGACGACAGUGUACGUAACAUCCAAACCGGAAAAGCCUUGGGUCUCCAUACAGUCCUGGUUGGUAAAUCCGAAAAAGUGGAAGGAAGUGAUCACGCGUUAAAGAGCAUUCAUAACAUGAAAGAAGCAUUUCCGGAGUUAUGGUCGGAAUCCAUCAACAAAAAAUCUGAAAGAAUUGGUUAUGCCACACGGAUCUCGAUUGAAACUUAUGUGCAAGCUUAAUUAUUUAACAUGUUUAUUUUUAGUUUCUUAAAAAAGUUUACAUAUAUAUAUAUUGUUGGAACUCGUUUUUUGACAAAAUGGUUUUAGACCAUAUUUCGGUAAGUUUCUGGGAGAAGACGUUCGUCGGAAUAACCGAAUGUUUGACACUAACCACAUGUCAAAAUCGUAGUGGUUUGAAUGAGAAAUAGAGAUUUAA